GCCCAGCCGACCACCCAGACCCUCGGGCCGUCCAGUGUGCUGCCUACAACGACCAGGAGUUCAUGGGCCGUUUCUAUCAGUGGGAACCUUUCACGGAUGUGCGAGGCUCCCAGCGCUGUGAGCUGAACUGCCGUCCCAUCGGCCACCGAUUCUACGUGCGCCACACGGAAAAAGUGCGAGACGGCAUCCCGUGCGAGGCCUCCUCCCAGGAUAUCUGUGUGGCUGGGCAGUGCCUUACUCCUGGCUGUGACGGGAUCCUGGGUUCAAAUCGAACCCUGGACAGUUGCGGCAUCUGCGGAGGGGACCACACCACUUGCAAGCUGGUGGUUGGCAACUUCAGCGAGACGGACGUCCCCAUCGGGUAUCACCGCAUCUUGGAGAUCCCGGCGGGGGCCACUCGGAUCCACAUCAGGGAGAUGACCCGAAGCCCAAACUACCUGGCUCUUCGUAGCCACAACGGCAAAUCCAUCAUCAACGGAAACUGGGCGGUGAACCCACCCGGGCGCUACGAGGCAGCCGGGACGGUUUUUGUCUAUAGCCGCCCGGGGAACGACAGGCAGGAAGGGGAAUCGCUGAUGGCGGACGGACCCACCGUGGAACCUAUAGAUGUGUAUAUGAUCUUCCAGCAAGACAACCCUGGGGUCUCCUACCAGUUCUUCCUCUCUUCUGCCCUGCCAGAGGACUCCCAUCGUGAGCAACCUCCUUCUCGCCCAGAAUUCGGUGCCUUGACUCUGGUUUCCCCCGGCAGUCCUGCAGAGUCCCCUCUGAGCCACAUUGUGCGCCCGGCGUCAGCCGAGGGGCGUCACCGAAUCCCGGCGGGUCCCCCAGUCUCCUCCGGCCAGUCGGGGAGGACUCGUGCCGUGGCCCCACCUCCUCCGGCCUCGGGCGGCCACUCGGGAAGGAGCCCCGGGACGCUGCAGCGCCACGUCCGGGUCCCACCCUUGCUGCCUCCCCCUCCGCACCACUCCGAGGGCUCGCACGACUACUACUGGAGGCGGAUCGGCAACACGGCCUGCUCGGCCACUUGCGGGAAAGGUUUCUGGCAGUCAGUCUACCGUUGCAUCUCCUGGGCUUCCCAAGAAGAGGUGGGAGAGGAACAUUGCCACCUGAUUCCGAAGCCCAUCGUGCAGGAAGAGGUCUGCAACACAGAGCCCUGCCCGGCCUACUGGGACGCAGGCGACUGGUCGGCAUGCAGCAAAUCCUGCGGCCUGGGCACUCAGCACCGCCAGGUCCUCUGCCGGCAGAUCUACGCCAACCGCAGCACCGUGGUCCACCCGCAGCGCUGCGGCCACCUGGAGAAGCCCAACGCCACCCAGGCCUGCCAGGUGCAAGUGUGCAGCCACUGGGAGAUCCACGCCAACUGGAGCUCGUGUUCUGUUCUCUGUGGAACAGGCCACCGAACGCGCCACGUCCGCUGUGUGAGUAACGAGGGGGCCGUGCUGAGAGACAGCGACUGUCCCAGCAACAACCGUCCCGAAACCAGCGAGGCCUGUGACGUGGGGCCCUGCGUCCGGACGUGGUUCUACAGCGACUGGAGUAACACGUGCUCGGCCGAGUGCGGGACUGGGAUCCAGCGCCGCUCCGUGGUUUGCCUGUCCAGCGACGCCGACGGGGAGGCCGAGGAGAACUGUGCCGGCGCCAAGCCGGCCGAAAUGAGGGCCUGCAGCGGGGGUCCCUGCCGGCGUGUGGCCCGUUGGUACAGCGGGCCCUGGAGUACGUGCUCCUCCGACUGCGGCACCGGCACCCAGCGGCGCGACGUCAUUUGCGUGAGCAAGCUGGGCACAGAGUUCAACGUGACGGAGGCCUCGGAGUGCGCCCACCUGGAGAAGCCGCCCUCCCUCCAGCCCUGCGCUGGCACUUCUUGCAAAGCCCGCUGGUUUUCCACGGCCUGGAGUGCGUGCUCCCGCUCCUGCGUGGGGGGCGUCCAGGUGCGGGAAGUCCAGUGCCUGACCCCAAACAGGACCCUGACCCACCUCUGCCCGCCGGACCUCAAGCCGGCCCAGAAGCGACCCUGCAAUACCCAGCCCUGCCUCCCGGAGCUCGACGAAAACUGCCAGGAUAAAUAUCCCAACUGCCCAGUGAUCGUGCAGGCUCGCCUCUGCGCCUACUCGUAUUACAAGGCUCUCUGCUGCGCCUCCUGUACGCACGCCCUGCAGAGGCGCCACGCUGGACCGAGCCGAUAGCACCGGCGGACAAGACGGGUCCCAGACGUCUACCCUUACUUGAAACCUGGGGACAAAUUUAAGUGGGGUCCUGGAUGGUUGCCCCCUCUGAUCACCUGAGACCCCCACCCCGACUACCAUCACCACUUCACAGAAGUGGGGGAAUGGAAGACCCCUGCCGAGGAAGAUGAAAAGUGUUUUGAACUCGAGACUCAGAAGUUGUUUUCCAGGACUGAACCUUUUCAGGAUGAAAUAUCCUGUACUGGUUCCGAUCUUCCUGGGGGGGACAGCCCACCCUCCUUGGAGGAACUAAGGACUCCCUCCUGCCCAGCGCCCACUCCUUCAGACUCGGGUCCCUUCCUCGGUGACAUGGAACAGCGGGGACCACACACAAGCCCACCCCUUCGUGACUCUGGCUGAGAAGGCCUGUCUGCAAACGAGGCCCACUGAGAACCAGGCUGCCCCGGGCGGAUCAUCUGAAACCCCAAAGAGGCUUCGGCAUUCAGCCUUCACCUCCAGCUGCUGCAUCAUGCUGACUGGGGCUCCAACCCCAGAGAUCCUUCAAGGCUGCUGUGCUUUUCCAAAGGUUUCACUCCUGCUGGGAUGAGCUGUAAGCUAAAAGAUGCUAGUAUUUUUGGCCCCACCCCUUUUGUGAGUCUACGCUGUACUGCGGCUCGGCUUUCUGACCAAACUUCGCCCAAAGCGAACGAUUUCUGGGUGCACCCCUAAGGUCAUGAAACUGUCUUUCCCUCCACGCACCCAACUGCCCCAUCACCUUCACGGCCAGAACGGAGCCCCUGGGGAAGGGACAUCCUGGCUCGGCCUUUGCCCUCGAACCUCCUGCUCUGCUUUGCAGAUGGGUUUCUCUGUGCAAUGCCCAGGGUUGCCAACUCUUGUAUGGGCCCCUGCUCUUGUGCCUCUUAAGCUGCCAGGAAAAAAACAAGUCUACAAGAAUUAAGGUGGCAACCUCACACCUUUUGGUAAACCUGGUCAGUUCAAAUGACCAACAGUAGGAAUGCUGGUGGAUAAAAUGGUGCUGGAUACGGGCCAGCCCCCAGCCGGCGAUGGCUCCUGUACCUUCUAGAAUGUAUAAAAAUGCAGCGCUGGGAGGGGCGGAAGGGAUUCAGCUGCACCUGUUGAAUGUCUACACUGCUCUUAAUAGCACCGGGGCCCUCCUGGAAGCUGGAUGUGACAUUACCUUGAACUGCAACACAGUGACAAGAAAUGAAAUGAAAACAUUUAUAUUAAAGGCGUUUUACAGAGAAGGUUCAGAAUGCUCAAAUUAUAUAAAAGCAAAGAAAUAUAUAUAGUGUUAUAUAUAAAUUUUUAUGAUAAAGCUGAAUGUAUCUAGAAGUUCUGUUUCCCCACACCCCAGUCCUUGGGGUUUUGUGUGUGUGUGUGUUUUUUUGGUCCAAAUCUAAUUUAUUUUUAUUAAAGAUUAUUUGAUGUUUA
Molecule: messenger RNA, 3614 nt
Organism: Pogona vitticeps (central bearded dragon)
Lineage: Eukaryota; Metazoa; Chordata; Lepidosauria; Squamata; Agamidae
Source: RefSeq, a predicted model, not a curated record